Messenger RNA from Lasiosphaeria miniovina, 1800 nucleotides. Its product is annotated as amidohydrolase. Lineage: Eukaryota; Fungi; Ascomycota; Sordariomycetes; Sordariales; Lasiosphaeriaceae. Gene Ontology annotation, molecular function: hydrolase activity, acting on carbon-nitrogen (but not peptide) bonds. The record is from RefSeq and is a predicted model, not a curated record. The transcript has 4 exons. Bases 1 to 1800 code for a protein of 599 amino acids.
AUGGCAUCCUCGGCCGUGAUUUGGUGGGGCGUGCGCCUCUCGCUGCUGGCCGGCUGCAUCGCCGUGGUAGCCCUUCGGCUACAACACGGCCUAGACGGGGCCGGAACCAAAAACGGCGGCAGCAGCAGCAGACAGCGACAGGCGACGUUUUGCUACCAGGGCGUCUUGACAAAUGUCGAUCCCGGUCCCGGGGACGAUGACGGCUCGGCAGCCGUGAACUGCUUCGCCCUGUCGGGCGACGCCAAGUUCGCCCGCGUCUUCUCCGACUCGGACUCGGACUCGGUCCGCCCCGGCUACGCCCUCCCCGGCCUGUGGGACGGCCACGGUCACCUCCUCCAGUUCGGCGAGUUCCUGCACUCGGCCGACCUAUUUGGGUCGGUGUCGUUUGACGACAUCCGCUCCAGGCUAAGUCGCUACCUCGAUGCUAACCCGGCUGCGGGCUCGGCUGAUGAGUGGGCGAGGGGCAUCGGAUGGGACCAGAUGGCUCUGGGCGCUAUGCCGACUGCUGCAGCCGACGAGCGGCUCAGGGGCCGCUUCUUCAUGCUUGACCGCGUCGACGUGCACUGCACGUGGGUGUCGCAGGCGAUCCUGGACCUGCUGCCCGCGCACCUGCCCGACGUCCCCGGCGGCGAGAUCGUUCGGACCCCCGGCAUGGGCGUCUUCUGCGACAACGCCAUGGACCUGGUCGUGGCCCUCUGGCCGAAGCCCGGCGUCGCCAGGAAGAAGACGUUUGUCGCCUCGGCCAUGAAGGCCCUGCACGCCGUCGGCCUCGUCGGCAUGCACGACGCCGGCGUCUUCCCCGACGACAUCGCCAUGUACGACGCCAUGAGCCGCACCGACGACUGGACGCUCAGGGUCUACGCCAUGGUCGAGUGCAAGGAGCGCAACACGCUCUGUCCCGACGACGCCGCCAAGGUCUCCCGCGACGACGGCUUUUUGACGGUCCGAAGCGUGAAGUUAUUCGCCGGCAAGUACGGCGCGCUGGGCAGCUGGGGCAGCGCCAUGAUCGAACCGUACAGCGACCGGCCCGACGUGACGGGGUCUCUGCUGGUCAACGCGUCGACGCUGACGGCGCUGACCAAGGCGUGGUCGGCGGCGGGGUUCCAGGUCAACAUCCACGCCAUCGGCGACCUAGCGAACCGGUACGCCGUCGACGCCAUGGAGGCGGCGCUGGUGGCGCUGUGCGCGCCGGCCGCGGGCGCCGAUGUCGACGACCUCGCCGACUGCCAGGCGCACCACCACCGGUUCCGCAUCGAGCACGCGCAAAUCAUCCACCCCGACGACCAGCUGCGCAUGCAUGCGCUGGGCAUCAUCCCGUCGGUCCAGCCCACGCACGCCACUUCGGACAUGGCGUACGCCGAGCGCCGGCUGGGCGCCGAGCGCACCGCUACCGAGGCCUACCGCAUGCGCUCCCUCCUGCCCCUGCAUCCCGUGCUCGGCAGCGACUUCCCCGUUGAGCCGCCGAACCCGUUCGAGGGCCUGUAUGCCGCCGUGACGCGCAAGAACCCACACACGGGCGUCGGCCCGCCCGGCGCCGAGGACGGGUGGCACCGUGAAGAAGCCCUCAGCGUUGGGCAGGCGCUGGCUGGCUUCACGAAAGGCGCCGCGCGAGGGGCCUUUCUGGAGGGAAAGGCGGGCGUCAUACGCGAGGGCGCGUUUGCCGACUGGAUCGUGCUGGACGAACCCCUUGAGAGCAUGAGCCCCGAGCAGCUGAGGUAUGUCAAGGUGAGGGAGACGUGGGUUGCCGGCAAGCUGGUGUACGCGAGGCGCAAUGACGACGCCGAUCACAACGACUUGUAG